AGUCGCACACACCCCCUCCGCCUCUCGCGCCGGCAGUUCUCAGCCGACGCCGCCUCCGCUUCAAGCUCUCCGGGCUGCGCCGGCUCCGGCUCCCGGAGGGGUCAGAAAAGGGUUCCGGAUGAUGGUGGCGGGGUCCAAGAGACCAGGCGUAUAAGCUGGCCGGCGUCAUGGAGGCGGAGCAGAGACCGGCGGCGGGGGCCAGCGACGGGGCGACCCCCGGGCUGGAGGCAGAGCCUCCCACUGCCCCGGCGACUGCGACCGUGGGCUCUGGUCCGACCACCGGGUCUGGACCUGAGCCCAAGAGGAGGCAGCUCAGGACGCUGCUCCAACCCACCGUCAACAAGUUCUCCCUUCGCGUGUUCGGCAGCCAUAAAGCAGUGGAAAUCGAGCAGGAACGGGUCAAAUCAGCGGGGGCCUGGAUUAUCCACCCCUACAGCGACUUCCGGUUUUACUGGGAUCUGAUCAUGCUGCUGCUGAUGGUGGGGAACCUCAUCGUGCUGCCUGUGGGCAUCACCUUCUUCAAGGAGGAGAACUCCCCGCCCUGGAUCGUCUUCAAUGUCCUUUCUGACACUUUCUUCCUGCUGGACCUGGUGCUCAACUUUCGCACAGGCAUAGUGGUGGAAGAGGGUGCCGAGAUCCUGCUGGCACCGCGGGCUAUCCGCACACGCUACCUGCGCACCUGGUUCCUGGUUGACCUCAUCUCCUCUAUCCCUGUGGACUACAUCUUCCUGGUGGUGGAGCUGGAGCCACGACUGGAUGCGGAGGUCUACAAGACAGCUAGAGCGCUGCGCAUUGUGCGCUUCACUAAGAUCCUUAGCUUGCUACGGCUGCUCCGCCUCUCCCGCCUCAUCCGAUACAUCCAUCAGUGGGAGGAGAUCUUUCACAUGACCUAUGACCUGGCCAGCGCUGUGGUUCGCAUCUUCAACCUCAUUGGGAUGAUGCUGCUGCUGUGUCACUGGGAUGGCUGUCUGCAGUUCCUGGUCCCCAUGCUGCAAGACUUCCCUCCUGACUGCUGGGUCUCCAUCAACCACAUGGUGAACCACUCGUGGGGCCGCCAGUAUUCCCACGCCCUGUUCAAGGCCAUGAGCCACAUGCUGUGCAUUGGCUAUGGGCAACAGGCGCCCGUGGGCAUGCCCGAUGUCUGGCUCACCAUGCUCAGCAUGAUCGUGGGUGCCACGUGCUACGCCAUGUUCAUCGGCCAUGCUACCGCCCUCAUCCAGUCACUCGACUCCUCCCGGCGCCAGUACCAGGAGAAGUACAAGCAGGUGGAGCAGUACAUGUCCUUCCACAAGCUGCCAGCUGAUACUCGGCAGCGCAUCCAUGAGUACUAUGAGCACCGCUACCAAGGCAAGAUGUUCGAUGAGGAAAGCAUCCUAGGCGAGCUGAGCGAGCCGCUUCGGGAGGAGAUCAUUAACUUCACCUGCCGGGGCCUCGUGGCCCACAUGCCGCUGUUCGCUCACGCUGACCCCAGUUUCGUCACGGCAGUGCUCACCAAGCUGCGCUUUGAGGUCUUCCAGCCGGGGGACCUCGUGGUGCGUGAGGGCUCCGUGGGCAGGAAGAUGUACUUCAUCCAGCACGGGCUGCUCAGUGUGCUGGCGCGUGGCGCCCGGGACACCCGCCUCACUGAUGGAUCCUACUUUGGGGAGAUCUGCCUGCUGACUCGUGGCCGACGCACAGCCAGUGUGCGGGCUGACACCUACUGCCGCCUCUACUCACUCAGCGUGGACCACUUCAACGCCGUCCUUGAGGAGUUUCCCAUGAUGCGCCGGGCCUUCGAGACUGUAGCCAUGGACCGACUGCGCCGCAUCGGCAAGAAGAAUUCCCUACUGCAGAGGAAGCGCUCUGAGCCAAGCCCAGGUAGCAGUGGAGGCAUCAUGGAGCAGCACCUGGUGCAACAUGACAGGGACAUGGCUCGAGGUGUUCGGGGCCUGGCCCCGGGCACAGGAGCUCGGCUCAGUGGAAAGCCGGUGCUAUGGGAACCACUGGUGCAUGCACCCCUGCAGGCAGCUGCUGUGACCUCCAAUGUGGCCAUUGCCCUGACUCACCAGCGAGGCCCUCUGCCCCUCUCACCUGAUUCUCCAGCCACCCUCCUUGCCCGCUCUGCUCGCCGCUCAGCAGGCUCCCCAGCCUCCCCCCUGGUGCCUGUUCGAGCUGCUCCUCUGCUGGUCCGGGGCCCAUGGGCAUCCACCUCUCGCCUGCCUGCCCCACCUGCCCGAACCCUCCAUGCCAGCCUGUCCCGGGCUGGGCGCUCCCAAGUCUCCCUGCUGGGCCCUCCCCCAGGAGGAGGUGGAAGGCGGCUAGGACCUCGGGGCCGCCCACUCUCAGCCUCCCAACCCUCUCUGCCUCAGCGGGCAGCAGGGGAUGGCUCUCCUGGGCGGAAGGGCUCAGGAAGUGAGCGUCUACCCCCCUCAGGGCUCCUCACCAAGCCUCCAGGGACAGCCCAGCCCCCCAGGCCACCAGUGCCUGAGCCAGCUGCCCCUCGGGGGCCCCAGCUCUCUGCCAAUAUGUAAAACCCUAGGGCACUGCCAGCCUUAGCUCUCGGGGUACAGUAGUGUGUGCCUAGGGGCAGAUACCUCUUGGGAAGGCAAAGGGGACCUGAACUAUUGCCCUAUAGGAAGGUCUCUCCUCACUGCCAGGAAGAUGGAUCUCUGUAUCCCUAUCAGGCCCCCUGUAGCCUGACAUCCUCUUAAUCCACUCAUCUGUUCAUCACAUGGACUGAGUUCCUGCCAUGUUCCAGGCACUGUGCCAGGCUCUGUAUGUCUCUACUGCCAAAUAGAAAUGAUUCCAUACCCUCUGCUGAGGGUAUACCCCUGGCCAUGGCCCUGCCAGGUGCAGUUUCAGGCCCAUGAUCCCACCUUUACUAAGCACAAGUCCCUGCCACCGCCAUCACUGCCAAGUAACUAGAUGUCUCUCUGUUUCCAUUGUGGGCUUACCCUGCCUACAACCCUGCAAGUUCUGCCCGGCACAGGUAAUCUUCCUCUCCCCCUAAUACAGCCUGGCACUGCCAACUACCUGUGUCCCCAUCGCUGUCAAGAACAAAUGUCCUGGGUCCUUAGCUUCCACCUUUGCCCUGUCACUGUUAUCUGUGGACCCUCCCUGUCUAUACCCUCUGAGUGGGGACACACGUAUCUCCUGCCAAGUUCCCCAUAGUCUCUCUUUGUGGUAGAAAUGUCUUUUUGUAAACUGAGAGUCACCACCUCCCUCUGCCCCCAGCCCCCUGGAGCUAGGGGAUAAUUGGCCUGUCUUUAUUUAGUGUGAGAGCCUAGAUCCCCCCAGGUGGGGGCAAGUGGCUGUAUCCUUAGAUGACAUUUUUUUCCUUC
Molecule: messenger RNA, 3320 nt
Organism: Orycteropus afer afer
Lineage: Eukaryota; Metazoa; Chordata; Mammalia; Tubulidentata; Orycteropodidae
Gene: HCN3
Product: hyperpolarization activated cyclic nucleotide gated potassium channel 3
Biological process (GO): transmembrane transport; potassium ion transport
Cellular component (GO): membrane
Molecular function (GO): voltage-gated potassium channel activity
Source: RefSeq, a predicted model, not a curated record